Molecule: messenger RNA, 1517 nt
Organism: Frankliniella occidentalis (western flower thrips)
Lineage: Eukaryota; Metazoa; Arthropoda; Insecta; Thysanoptera; Thripidae
Product: myrosinase 1-like
Biological process (GO): carbohydrate metabolic process
Molecular function (GO): beta-glucosidase activity
Source: RefSeq, a predicted model, not a curated record
GUGUGAAUGGUUGAGUUUAGUUUAGUUGCAUGCUCUUGCUGUCAUUAAGCGACAUGAAACUAGCGGUCUCUGUGGUCUGUUGCGUCGUCCUCGCCCGUGGGACGCUGGCGGCAGUGCUCACGGUACCUACUCGCACUCGCGUCCAAGAUGAAGUUCCUGACGACCUAUACAAAUUACCUCCGGGACUGCUCUUUGGAGCUGGAGUGUCCGCGACUCAAGCAGAAGGGGCCUGGAAUGUCGAUGGCAAAGCCGAGAGUGUGAUGGAUCAUCUAGUACAAAACUUUCCUUCAAUGUACCAAGAGACAAAUGAAGUUUCAGCAGAACAUUACAAGCACUACAAAGAAGACCUUGCUCUUGCUAAGGAGUUGAAAUUCACAACGCACCGAUUUUCUAUAUCUUGGUCGAGAAUUUUUCCUACUGCUGACAGAAAGACACCAAAUAUGGAAGCUGUCGCAUACUAUCGAGACUAUAUAAAAACGAUUCGAGAAAAUGGGAUGGAGCCUUUCGUCACGAUGUUUCACUUCGAUCAUCCAUAUUCGCUAGAGGCAGAAACUGGAGGCUGGAAAAAUAGAACAAUGGUUGAUAAGUUUCUGGAGUACGCAGAAUUCCUAUUCGAAACAUUUGGCGAUGAUGUAAAAUACUGGAGCCCAAUUAACGAAGGCAACAUGUACUGCAUUUACAUCCCACCAGAAUUAGGGGCCUCUGGUAUCGAAUUUUACGACCCUCACACGUUCUACGAAUGUUUACACAAUACAAUCCUAGCCCACGCUUACGCAUACCGCCUAUACAAAGAAAAGUUCUACAAAACGCAGCAAGGAAAAGUUGGCAUAUCUGUUUUAAUGUGGCCAGCAACUCCGAACACUCAAGACUACAAAGACAGUAUUGCUGCAGACAUAUUUAACAAUUUAUUCUCUGGAACUGCUGUGGAUCCAGUUGUGCACGGAGACUACCCUCCCCUCAGCCGGUACUUGAUUGACAAACGGUCAAACGAGAUGGGCCUCCAAAGAUCAAGACUUCCACAUUUCACUUCAGAAGAAAAGACAUUGUUGGCUGGUGGCAGUCCAGCGACUGAUUUCAUUGCACUUAACCUGUACAGUGGUUUUAAAGUGGAGUACGUUAAAGACGCAUCUGAUCACGGGGUGACUCCCUUGGCGCAGGAGUUGCUUCAGCCCGUGCUUGACGACAUGGAACAUGUAAAACUGAUAUCUGGAGGUACCUUCGAUUCGGCGCCCAUUCGGUCUGAUUCACGUGGACUACAAAAAUAAAACUCUCAAACGAACGUUGAAGGACUCUUCAACCUUCUUUAUUGAGAUGGCUGAGACACGCCGAGUUCCUUCAUCAUCACAAGCGUCAACUUUGUCACCACCAACGUCAACUUUAUCACCACCAUCGUCAACACAAACACCGUCUGGAUCUAGCUCGGUUACAUCGGCACCAUUCCUACUCAUAAUAGUUUACAGCUUAUUAACAUUGACGCUUUAGCUUUUAAUAAAUCAGAAUAUUUUAUUUCCUGACAA